AUCUCGCAGCGAAUCGGCAAUCCCCGCAGCAGAGAUCGGGUCUGAUCCAGGCUGUUGUUGCGAACUCGCUCGCACUCUUUGCGUCUGCACGACUAGCACCCAGGUUCCCGCGGUCAUCUGCAGAAAUCAAAUUACUCAUAUCGAAAACAAGGUCUAAAGUCACCUGUGGACGCCCACUCCUGGAACAGCACGAUGCAGAGACUGCAAGUUUUGAAGGACACUUUCUUUGGCUUGAGUGCUGCUCAGCAGCAGCAGCUACUGAUCGGCUCAGCCGUGGCAGCAGGUGGAAUAAUGGCCUACAUAGUGUACAAAAGAAAAAAACCAAGAACCAUUCCUUUAGGGGACGGAUGGUGGGGAGUGGGGGAGAAGACACUAUCAGAAGAUCAGAAAAUCUACCCUUUUCAAGUGGAGACCUCAGACAAAGAGAUCGAGGAUCUCUAUGAGCGCAUCGACAGGACACGCUACGCAGAUCCUUUAGAAGAUGGCAAGUUCCACUAUGGCUUCAAUUCCACUUAUCUGAAGAAAGUUGUUUCCUAUUGGAGACACGAGUUUGACUGGAAAAAGCAGGUGGCAGUGCUCAACAAGUAUCCACACUUCAAAACCAAAAUAGAAGGACUGGACGUGCACUUUAUGCAUGUGCGUCCACCGCACCGCGAGAAUCAGAAGGUUCUGCCUAUCAUGAUCGUUCACGGCUGGCCCGGCUCCUUCUACGAGUUCUACAAGAUUCUGCCGCUUCUCACGCAAAGCCGCGACGGUGUUGUGUUUGAGGUCAUAUGCCCGUCUAUCCCUGGCUACGGUUUCUCAGAAGCCUCUCAUAAACAAGGGUUCAACAGCCUCGCCGCCGCCCGGAUUUUCCUGAAGCUGAUGGAGCGUUUGGGCUUCUCUCAGUUCUAUCUGCAGGGAGGGGACUGGGGCUCGCUCAUCACCACCAACAUGGCACAGAUGAAGCCUCAGUGCGUGAAGGGUCUCCACCUAAACAUGUGUAUGUCAAAUAGGGGUUUCAAAGUCCUGUUGUCCUUGUUGAUUGGCCCGUAUCUGCCCUUCCUGGUUGGUUUGAGUCGGGAAGAUGUUCGCCGGUUGUUCCCUUUCUUUGAGAGGAACGUCUUUGAGAUGCUGAGAGAAUCGGGCUACUUUCACAUUCAGGCCACUAAACCAGAUACUGCAGGCUGUGGGGUGAAUGACUCUCCUGUAGGCUUGGCAGCCUGGAUUUUGGAGAAGUUCUCCUCCUGGGCUGAUCUGAAGAACAGAGAUCUGGAGGACGGUGGGCUGGAGAGAAAAUUCAGCCUGGAUGACCUCUUGACAAAUGUCAUGAUCUACUGGACCACAGGCUCCAUCACCUCGUCCAUGCGCUUCUACAAAGAGAAUUUGGGGAGUAAUCUUAACAACAGAGUGGAUUUUAAGACAGAGAUUUUUGUGCCCACUGGCUUUGCAGCCUUUCCUAAUGAGCUCAUGCACUGCCCCAAGUCAUGGGCACAAAUUAGGUACCGAAACAUCCAGUCCUACACUUUCAUGCCCAGGGGUGGCCACUUUGCAGCCUUUGAAGAGCCCCAGCUGCUUGCUGACGACCUGUUCAAUUUUGUCAAGAAGGUGGAGAAGUCCUGAAGCCCUCACUGAACUCGCAGACCAGUUAUAGCACAUCUGUCCUUUAUUAUUUCAA
Haplochromis burtoni (Burton's mouthbrooder) is the source of this 1657-nucleotide messenger RNA. It is a transcript of the gene ephx5, whose product is annotated as epoxide hydrolase 5. Gene Ontology annotation, biological process: epoxide metabolic process; arachidonate metabolic process. Lineage: Eukaryota; Metazoa; Chordata; Actinopteri; Cichliformes; Cichlidae. The record is from RefSeq and is a predicted model, not a curated record. Gene Ontology annotation, molecular function: epoxide hydrolase activity. The transcript has 10 exons. Bases 193 to 1602 code for a protein of 469 amino acids.